Molecule: messenger RNA, 2424 nt
Organism: Caenorhabditis briggsae
Lineage: Eukaryota; Metazoa; Nematoda; Chromadorea; Rhabditida; Rhabditidae
Gene: Cbr-zyg-11
Product: Protein CBR-ZYG-11
Exons: 5
Coding region: 1-2424 (807 amino acids)
Cellular component (GO): Cul2-RING ubiquitin ligase complex
Source: RefSeq, a predicted model, not a curated record
AUGGAUCACAAUGUAGCCGCAACCACAACCACCAUUCCGAGACUAUCACGGAUAGCCACCGAACGAGUCGCCGAGUGCAUUGAGAAUGACACUCUACCAGACUUCGAUCACCUCCUGGUGGCCUCCAGCAGCAACGACAUCUUCGAGGUGUUGCGCCGAAAGAAAAAGCUGAACCAUCGAACGCUGAAGACGAUGUGCAGCGGUUCGAAAUUCCAAAUCAAUAAAAUUGAUUUGAUGGGAAACAAGGUGGAGUCGGAGGAUCUCCUACUGUGCUCCAAUCAGAAUCUCGUCUCGUUUCGCCUCGGAGACAUUGACUAUUUUCCUAACACAAACAAGAUUCAAGUGGCAGAUGUACUCGACAUGGCACUCAACCGAACGUCUCGAAAACAACUCCGGCACCUCGAUCUCAGCGGAAAACUGCGAAUCACGUCGAGCUGGCCGAUGUACGUGGCUAAGAAACUUCCGCGUCUCGAGAGCCUAGCGUUCGCGAACCGAAGCACCGCCAACGACACACUUGCACAAAUUGGAGCCAACUUGGGGAACCUACGCUUCCUGGACAUUUCAAGCACGUGCGUCACGGAUAUCUCGUGUAUUGCCGGGCUUCAGAAUCUGGAAGUUCUUAUCAUGCACAACUUGAAUAUUCUGAAAGGAGAUGUUACCGAGACUUUAUCGAAUCUGACGAAGCUUCGAGUGUUGGAUAUCUCAAGAAAAGUGAACACAGACUUCUUGCAAGAGACAUCACAAGAUGCGCAUCUCGAUUUGGCACUGGGCAUCUUCAACAGAUCCAAUGAGGCUAUAGAAUCUGGAACCGCGACGCCAUGGGCUGAAUUAAGAGCAAUCGACAUGUCUGGAUUGAGCAUUGUGCAGUUUGGAACAGAUCGGGCGUUGGCAUUCAUUGAGAAAAUCAUUGAAGCUCAUCCAAAACUCGAACAGAUCAGUUUAUUAGCCACACCCCUCGACUCUUCUCUCAUCGAAAUUCCGAAUCGCAACCUGCGAGUGAUCAAUACAGUAUCCCGGAAAUCCAUCCUGCAUGCCCUGGAGCACUACGCAGGACUCGAUCGGCCUGCAUUCAUCACCCACACCCUUCACUCGGUGUACUAUCAAUUGCAGUCGGGAUAUGACAAAUUCUCGCAAGAAGAGCUCAAAGAGUGUCUGCGUCUUGUGUGCAUCGCAAUGCAACAGAGUCUGAGCACGCUGCCUGUUCAAAUUGCUGGAAGCGCUUGCCUCUACCAUCUUUGCAAAAUGAAGCGUAUAAAGAGAUUGUCAGUGAAGGAGGUCAUCAACUGCAUCGAGAGAUCGCUGGAUGCCGCAGAGCAGUACCGAACUAUGACUCAACUUCAGAAGAACGUGUGGCUUACGAUUUGCAACGACUACUUGCUCCACUUGGAAGGUAUCGACUUCUACCGGACCUGCAAAGUCGCUCUAGACACAAUGCUCUUAAAUCGGGAUGCCAGUGUUGAGAGAAUGACAAUAGCCAUAGUGUCGAUUGUAACGCCGAAAAUGCGACCGGCAGAAGCGAAGACGUUGACGACGGAGACGAAGUAUGUCUUCCAUUUGGUGAAGAUCAUGAACGACUACCUGGAAGCCUACAAUCGCGAAUACCGACAAGGCCACGAGCGAGACAACGACAACGCGCUCUACACACUGAAAUUCACUUUGAGUGCUCUCUGGAACCUAACUGAUGAGUGUCCGUCGACGUGCAAAGCGUUCCUAGAUGCUGGAGGCGUUGUGAUCGCAUUCAAGAUUCUUAACGCCUUCGAUUAUCACGGAACGGUUCAGACAAAGGUGUUGGGGAUCUUAAAUAAUUUGGCAGAGGUGCAGGAGCUCGAAUUGGAACAGUUGUGUAAAUACGACUACAUUGCGACUCUUAUCUCCUGCCUCGACGGAAUGUUCGACCAAGUCGACACUAAAGGGCGAUACCGCGAAGUGGAGCGAUCCUACUUCGCUGCCGGAAUCCUCGCCAACCUCCUCACCAACACCACCGGAUGGGAGAGCGAGAAGCAGCGGGAGGACGCGUGCGAGCGACUCCUAGAGCUCAUCGAACAGUAUCCAGUGCUCCCGUCAGCCAUGGUUUCCUACAAAUCGUUCGUCCCCUUCCGACGAAUUGUCCAACAAUCCAAGUCGAACGGAGCGAUUAUGUGGUGUCUGUGGGGUGUACAUCAUGUGCUGCAGCACCGCGAGAAGAACAAUGCGCCGACGUUCAAGCAUGGCUACAUCGAAAUGUUCCUGACUUCUGGUCUCCACCCGAUUGUCGAGGAGAUGGCACGUGGCAACUCCCGUCACAUUCACAAGAUUGACUUGCGCGUCGUUCACCUUGCUCGUCAAAUCUCGGAAAUCGUCGCUUCAGAAUUCCCAACCCGUCACCACGACAUCUCACCCAACACAUCGCUGACUACACCGGUUAUUCUUGCCCCUCGUUCUUAA